Messenger RNA from Betta splendens (Siamese fighting fish), 918 nucleotides. Its product is annotated as cellular tumor antigen p53-like. Lineage: Eukaryota; Metazoa; Chordata; Actinopteri; Anabantiformes; Osphronemidae. The transcript has 6 exons. Gene Ontology annotation, biological process: regulation of transcription by RNA polymerase II; protein tetramerization; apoptotic process. Bases 1 to 834 code for a protein of 277 amino acids. The record is from RefSeq and is a predicted model, not a curated record. Gene Ontology annotation, molecular function: RNA polymerase II cis-regulatory region sequence-specific DNA binding; DNA-binding transcription factor activity, RNA polymerase II-specific. Gene Ontology annotation, cellular component: nucleus.
AUGUGCAACAGCUCCUGCAUGGGAGGCAUGAACCGCAGACCCAUCCUCACCAUCCUGACCCUUGAGACUUCAGGGUACGUAACUUUGGGCCGAAGAUGCUUCGAGGUGCGUGUCUGCGCGUGUCCCGGCAGGGAUCGUAAAACAGAGGAGGCAAAUAGUGCCAAACUUCAGACAGGGGCCAAACAAGUGAAGAAAAGAAAAAGUGCCCCAGCAACAGAUCCUGAUAUGUGCAAAAGGAAGUCUGGCUCAAGCACAGACGAGGAGGAAGUACUUAUGUUGCCAGUUAAAGGCCGUGAGCGCUAUAACAUGUUAAAAAAGAUAAAUGAUGCAUUAGAACUGGCUGAAAAAGAGCUAAAAACAAAACCAGGGCUUCUAAGGAACUGCUGCCGUCCAGUGGAAAGCGCGUCUUGCAAAAAGCAGAACGAAGCGACAGCGACUAGUUGCAAUCUGCCUUCUUUUAACCGCCAUGUACGAGUUAUGUUCAGUGUUGCUUCCUGGCCAACAUCCCUCAGCAGGAGGCUGCACGAUCAUCGAGUUCAGAUGAACUGCGCGACCCCAGCCCCCUGUACCUCCCCAUCCCUCGUCCUGCCGGGGUCCGGCGCGACCCCAGCCCACGGAACCUCCCCGUCCCUCGUCCUGCCGGGGUCCGGCGCGACCCCAGCCCACGGAACCUCCCCAUCCCUCGUCCUGCCGGGGUCCGGCGCGACCCCAGCCCCCUGUACCUCCCCGUCAGGCGUCUUGCCGGGGUCCGGCGCGACCCCAUUUUUUUUGUUUUUUAUUUUUUUUCCUUCUCCUUUCCUCCCCUUACCUCCACCCGUGCCACAGGCCCACUGAUGAUGAACAUGAUGAUGAUGACGAACAUGAUGAUGAUGAUGAUGAUGAUGCAAGCAGACAGCUGCGUGCAAGGGCUGACCAUUU